Messenger RNA from Athalia rosae (coleseed sawfly), 2081 nucleotides. RefSeq names its product elongation factor Tu, mitochondrial-like. Gene Ontology annotation, molecular function: GTPase activity; translation elongation factor activity; GTP binding. The coding region runs from base 357 to 1748 and encodes 463 amino acids. The transcript has 4 exons. Lineage: Eukaryota; Metazoa; Arthropoda; Insecta; Hymenoptera; Athaliidae. Gene Ontology annotation, biological process: mitochondrial translational elongation. Gene Ontology annotation, cellular component: mitochondrion. The record is from RefSeq and is a predicted model, not a curated record.
UUUUCGCCUAUCUCUAUCGAGGUGGCAGCACUUAUUUGUAGUCGUAAGCUUUCUCCCUUUGCUUUCUCCCGCCCUCUUGGAGCUAGAAAGAUUGAAAAUAAAGUUUGACGUUUAGUUGAUUCGCAUUUAAAAAAGAAGCAACUUAUUACCUUCAUCAUUAAUGAUAACCAGAGUCAACCAUCACUCACCAGCAAAUCACCAACAAAGGAUUGCCAAAAAAUAUCAUUCGAAUUGGUUAAUAUUGAGGGGCUAACUAGUGGACGUACCGGCUUUCUUGUGCUUGCAGAGAAUAGAGUUCACUGGUAGUAGUAGAGUUUAAUUUGAAUGUGAGGAAGAUAUAGAAAAAACUUGACAUUAUGCGAGCCAUCCAAAACCUUGCUCGUUUAAUAAAAUCUGGUAAAUCUGUGUACAUACAAAGAUCGAAUUCGCAGAAUACAGGCACUUUGAUUAAUAAGUUGUUGAUCAGCCGACGUCCCUUGUUCAGCGUAACCUCUCGAUCGUUGAGUAAAUCUCUCGACGAUUCAGAGUUAGUUUGUAAUGUGGGGACAAUAGGUCACGUAGAUCAUGGAAAAACCACUUUAACAGCUGCUAUAACAAAGGUUUUAUCAACUGAGACGGGUAACUGCAAAUACGUAUCUUAUGAUGAAAUUGACAAAGCUCCCGAAGAAAAAGCUCGGGGUAUAACGAUUAACAUUGCCCAUGUCGGGUACCGAACUAAAGCUAGACGAUAUGCCCACACGGACUGCCCUGGUCAUGCUGAUUUCAUUAAAAACAUGAUCAGCGGUGCUUCUCAAAUGGAUGGAGCGAUAUUAGUCGUCGCUGCUACCGACGGAACUAUGCCCCAGACCAGGGAGCAUUUGCUUCUUGCAAAGCAAGUUGGCAUCAAACAUGUAGUCAUUUACUUGAACAAGGCAGACGUUGCAGACCUAGAAAUGUUAGAGUUGGUAGAAAUUGAAGUCAGAGAGUUACUGACUAAUUUUGGAUAUGAUGGAAUAAAUACUCCUGUGAUUCAUGGCUCUGCGUUACUAGCCUUGAAUGGGGAUACUUCAAAUUUUGGUGUACCAUCCAUCAGGAAGCUACUCGCCGCUUUGGACGAAUAUAUCCCAACUCCACAAAGAGAUUAUGAUUCACCAUUUAUUUUGCCGAUAGAUAGUGCCUUCACUGUACCUGGAAGGGGAACAGUGGUUGUGGGUACCCUGAAGCAAGGAACAUUAAAGAAAAAUGCUACAUGUGAACUGCUGGGUUUUGAUGAUCAAAUAUCAACAACGGUGACAGACAUACAGAUUUUCAAACGCAGUGUUCCCGAAGCAAAGGCUGGAGAAAAUCUUGGUGCUUUACUUCGGGGAGUUAAACUUUCUCGGGUAAGAACAGGAAUGCUGUUGUGUGCAUCUAAAACGAUGACCACUACAAAUCAAUUUGAGGCACAAAUUUAUUUAUUAACCAAAGCAGAAGGAGGUCGAUCAAAACCUAUGCAGAUCUCAGGAUACAUUCAACCAUUAUACAGUUCUACCUGGCAAAUAACAUGCCGACUGGAUCUCAUGCUACCACCGGAAUCGGUAAUGCUGAUGCCUGGAGAACAUGCUCAGACCCGAGUGACCCUCAUGAAACCGAUGCCACUGCUGGAGGGACAGACGUUUACCAUCAGAGAGAACAAAGAACAGACCGUUGUGACUGGAGUUCUGACCAAAAAACUUCCAAGUAUUUCUAUACCCUCUUUUAAACUCAGUAAAGUCAAGAUUUCCGACUAACUGACUAACAGAAAAAACAUCAUGAUACUGUGUAGACUAUCGGUUGAUUACAUUCAACCAGAAAUAACAGAUGAACCGUUAUAUCUAAACGAACUUUACUCGACUAUUUACAGUCGCGACAUUAUAACCCAUUCAUUGAAAUCACAUUGUCGGCAUCCUGAAUCGUAGAACGAUUGUAUAUUUGUUUACUCAUAGAUAUGUGGGUCAGGUCACAAAACUAGUAUGAAUAAAUCUUUGUUAAGUUUAAUUAGAGAUUUGAUUGAUACUCCUUUGGAUAGACGUGGAUUAGAACAUUGUGGUGAAUUGAAAUAAAUCCGAAGUAUCCGUUUGUAC